CAGGAAAAAAAAAGUAACUUGAUAAAGGGAGAGAGAGGUUUUAUAUAUCAAGGGAUUUCUUUGCUGCUAAUCUUGCGAGAGAAUUGCAUUUUCUGGCUUUUAUCAAUAAAUUUCGAGCGACCGCACCCCGAAUCGAUUUUGAAGUUUUGGCACGGUAACCUUUUGCAAAGUCAUCGAUUUUUAUGCGAGCAAUAUUCAUUCCUCUUAUCCUUCCGGGCUAUUUUUACAGUUUUCUUCGCGGGAGUGACCCCGAAAUCUAGAUCUAAGAUGCAGCCUCAGCUUAUGUCCUUACUUAAUAGUGAUUAAUAGCGCGUAUGCACGCCACUAUCAAAGGAGCGGGCUUAUCCUUAGGAUCGCGAGGAACUCGAAGCACUCGGAGGAGGGCCGGCAUAUAUCAGAUUUCUCCGCCCUUGCCUCUCUCGUCCGAGUCCAUUUUUAUUCGUAAUGUCUUCCCUUCACGUGGGACUUAUGCCAAGUGCCGAGAAAUCAUGCGCCAUUAUCGAUGUAAAUAACAAAUAUCGCAAAGUCAGCUCUCUUCUCAAAGCUGUCACGAAUUUCAAUAUUCGGAAAAAUUCUUCGAGUUAUUCCGUAAACGCGAAAUAACUCGAUUUUUCUCGACGCGAAUAACUUGGAAGAGGAUCCAAAGAAGUCAAGUGAGACGCGGCGGAUCGAUAAGGAAAAACGCACGAUGGUGACGAGAAACGUGACGACGAUGGUGUGACCUCACGGGACACCGGAUAUAUUAAGGAACAGGAAGCGCGGGAAAAGGCGCCGCCGCUUGCCGUCUUGUUGGAUUCUCGACAAUUUAGGCGGCGGCAGGAUCAUAGGUCAUGGCGACGCCGCCGGACUCGCCAGGACCGGAAGAGGCGUUCUUCGAGUUCGAGAGCGUGAGGGCGAGGCACCAGACCACCAGGCCGGUGCCUAUCGAGGAGCUCCUACGACAGACCAAGUUCUCCCGCCAGGAGAUCCGAGUCAUGUAUCGCGGCUUCAAGCAGGAGUGUCCCGAAGGAGUGGUGCACGAGGACUCGUUCAAGGACAUUUACGCGAAAUUCUUCCCGCACGGCAACUCCAGUCUCUACGCCCACUACGUGUUCAAGGCCUUCGACGUUAAUUGCAACGGGGCCAUCAGCUUCAGGGAUCUCCUCGUGACGCUGUCGACCUUGCUGCGGGGCAGCAUCUACGAAAAACUGAGAUGGACCUUCAAACUGUACGACAUAAACGGCGAUGGCUGCAUCACCAGGGGCGAGCUGGGCGAAGUCGUGACGGCGGUUCACGAGCUCAUGGGCAAGCGACAUCACGCCGAGGAGGAGAGGAAGGCGAGGGAGCAACUGGACAGGGUCUUCAAGAAACUCGAUCUCAACCAGGACGGUGUUAUCACGAUCGAGGAGUUUAUCGAAAGUUGUUUGAAGGACGACGUGAUCACACGAUCGCUGGCAAUGUUCGACUGCGCGCUUUGAUCUCCGGCUAAGGACGAGCCUCCAGCAACAACGGUUAGCAAUACGACGCCGCCGACGCCGCUCUCGACGACAACCUUCUCGCAAUCCCUAUCCCCGUCGCCGCCACCGCCAUCCUAUUCCCUGCUGCCGCCUAUCCCGCCGCCCUUGCCCUCCCAACCGCCACCCGGGUACACCGUCCAGGACCAGGAACUCUAUCUGCUCCUAGCCGCUCACUGGUGGAACCAACCGGAGGCGCCGCUCUUUUGUUGAAGGGCUACGCGAUAACACGGCUCUUUGUGAGAUAGAAUAGGAAUCAAGGUCUAAGUCUGUGAAAUCGGAAAAUGGACACAUUGUUGUCCCUUUCUUCUAUAAAACGUCGCAAUAUGAGAAUACGAAGCAACAUAUCCUUCCUUAUUCUCGCAGAUCAAUGGAGGCUUAGUGAAGGCUCAAGAAAGCCGCUUUGAAGAUAACACGCGAAAUAUCAUGAGACCGCCGCCGCUUCACCAUCGAGACAAUCUUGCGGAAAAAUGCGACGAUUCUGCGACGCGAAAUCUUGAUAUUUCGGCAAUCGACACUUGGCGUCAAUUUUUGGCAAGAAUUAAGCGGAGUUACGCAAUCUAAAGAGUUACCUUCAAUCUAAGAUCGUAUAACAUUAAUAAGCAAAUAUAAAUCUCUAGGCUCUCCUUCAUAAUUAAAUACGAGGAACGGCGUCUAAAAAAGAUAAUCUCGAAAAUAAUUAAGUAAUAAAAAGAUAUCGCGCGAGAAUUCAAACAAGAUACGCGCGUAUCUUCUUCUAUAACCGACUCGAAGAGAUCCUGCGAUCGAGAAAUCUAUUAUCAUAGUAUCAAAUCAUAGCGUUGUGGAAUCGUGGGAUAACAACGGCGAUGACGAUGGCGAUAAAAAUGGUGGUAAAAUGCAACGCGUGGCUGUGAAUCUGAAAUGCGAUAGGAAAACAAGGAUCACAUAAAUUGAUAUAAAUGCCAAAAAGAUAUUUGUAGAGCAUCUAGGAAAUGUCGCAUUCAAUGUCUUUAGACGUUUGCAUUAUCUGUACAAUUCUGCUCGUACAAUAGGUGUUAAGGUCGGAGAUUAACGAAUCGAUUGCGUAACUUUGCGUUGCCGGAAACGACGUGAUCAUGCGACUCAAUUUUAAAUACGCAUCUUCUCUCGUCUCAUACUUCAAAUAUCUUCUCCCAAUAAUUCAUGCGAUCGUAUAAAAAAAAUCUCCCGUGUCAAGAAAUUAACAUGAAUCCUAUUGUAGGUUGCUCUACGUUUAA
Molecule: messenger RNA, 2710 nt
Organism: Camponotus floridanus (Florida carpenter ant)
Lineage: Eukaryota; Metazoa; Arthropoda; Insecta; Hymenoptera; Formicidae
Product: Kv channel-interacting protein 1
Exons: 7
Coding region: 831-1457 (208 amino acids)
Molecular function (GO): calcium ion binding
Source: RefSeq, a predicted model, not a curated record